UUCAAUUGCCCGCCGAGGAAAGUCCAAAAGAGAGAGAGAGAGAGAGAGCCCAUCUCUCGCGGCGCCUCUCACCACUUCACUCUGCAAACCGGAAAAAAAAAAAUCAAAAAUUCAAUUUUUCGGAAGAAGACGAGAGACGGAAAAAAAAAUGAAAAAGGGAGAAGAAAGAGUAAUGGAAGAAGAAGACGACCAGCAGAAAGCAGCAGAUCUAGUCCACGAGCUCGUCCUCCGCCUCCUCUCCCAAAACCCCCAAACCCCAACCCCCGAUCCAACCUCCCCCUCCUUCCUCAAAACCCUCCGCUACGCCCACCGCAUCCUCCGCAGCCGCCUCACCCCCUCCGUCUCCCCCGACGCCUCCGCCAUCGCCGAGUCCCUCAAACGCCGCCUCGCCACACACGGCAGAUCCUCCGACGCCCUCGCCUUCGCCGAUCUCUACGCCAAGUUCUCCUCCAAGACGGGCCCGGGGAGCGUCAACAACAAGUGGUCCCUCCUCUACCUCCUCAGGAUCGUCUCCGAGGAUCGCCAAUCGGCCGUCACCGGACUCGAUUCGUCGCUCCUGUUGCCCAAUCUAAACCUCGGAGACGAACCGGUUUCCUCCUCCUCCUCGUCGUUAGGUCGUAAUAAGAAGAGUAAUAAUGGUGUUUUGUUAGUUAGUAAAGAUCCUGAGAAUCUGAGGGACGUUGCGUUUAGAGAGUACGCGAGUUUAAUUAAAGAAGAGAGUGAAGUUACCGAGGAGGUUUUAGUGAGGGAUGUGUUGUAUGCUUGUCAAGGUAUCGAUGGGAAGUAUGUGAAGUUUAAUAGUGAGAUUGACGGUUACGCGGUUGUGGAUUAUGUUAAGGUGCCACGUGGUACUAGGACUAUGGUUCGUAUGCUCUCUGAGCUAGGCUGGUUGUUUAAGAAAGUAAAGUCUUUUGUAUCCGAGAGUAUGGAUAGGUUCCCAGGUGAGCAUGUUGGAACCGUGGGGCAAGCGUUUUGCGCGGCGUUGCAGGAUGAGUUGUCUGAUUACUAUAAGUUGUUGGCGGUGCUUGAAGCUCAGGGGAUGAAUCCUAUCCCUUUGGUGUCUGAAUCUGCUACCUCGAGUUGUUACCUUUCUCUGAGGAGGUUGUCUGUGUGGUUCGCGGAGCCGAUGGUGAAGAUGAGGCUGAUGGCGGUUUUGGUUGAUAAGUGUAAGGUGCUGAGAGGCGGGGCGAUGGCUGGGGCGAUUCAUCUGCACGCGCAGCAUGGUGACCCGCUUGUUCAUGAGUUUAUGAUGAGUUUGCUGAGGUGUGUGUGUUCUCCGUUGUUCGAGAUGGUGAGGAGUUGGGUUCUUGAAGGGGAGCUGGAAGAUACUUUUGGUGAGUUCUUUGUUGUGGGUCAGCCGGUUAAAGUCGAUUUGCUUUGGAGGGAAGGGUAUAAGCUUCACCACGGGAUGCUUCCUUCUUUUAUCUCGCCGAGUCUGGCUCAGAGGAUUCUGAGAACUGGGAAAUCUAUAAACUUUCUUCGUGUUUGCUGUGAUGAUCAUGGUUGGGCUGGUGCGGCUUCGGAAGCGGCGGCUGCCUCUGGGACGACGACGAGGCGAGGAGGGCUCGGGUAUGGUGAGACUGAUGCGCUUGAGCAUCUUGUUGCCGAGGCAGCAAAGAGAAUCGACAAGCAUCUGUUGGAUGUUUUGUAUACGAGGUAUAAGUUUAAGGAGCAUUGUCUAGCGAUUAAGCGUUAUCUACUGCUUGGUCAAGGUGACUUUGUGCAGUACUUGAUGGAUAUUGUAGGGCCCAAACUUUCUGAGCCAGCCAAUAAUAUUAGUUCGUUUGAGCUAGCUGGGUUUCUCGAAGCUGCGAUUAGGGCAUCUAAUGCGCAGUAUGAUGACCGUGACAUGCUAGACAGACUUAAGGUGAAGAUGAUGCCUCAUGGCAGUGGAGACAGAGGCUGGGAUGUAUUCUCAUUGGAAUACGAGGCCAGGGCUCCGUUAGAUACUGUGUUUACUGAGUCUGUUCUGUCGAAAUACUUGAGAGUGUUCAAUUUUCUCUGGAAGUUGAAAAGGGUAGAGCACGCUCUUAUCGGAAUUUGGAAGACUAUGAAACCAAAUUGCAUCACUUCCAAUUCAUUCGCCAAGCUCCAAGCUUCAGUGAAGCUGCAACUGCUCUCAGCCCUGAGGAGGUGCCAGGUUCUGUGGAAUGAAAUGAACCAUUUCGUUACCAACUUUCAGUAUUACAUCAUGUUCGAGGUGUUGGAGGUGUCGUGGUGUAAUUUCUCCAAAGAGAUGGAAGCUGCUAAAGACCUCGAUGAUCUUUUGGCGGCACAUGAGAAGUACCUCAACUUCAUCGUUGGAAAAUCUCUCCUGGGUGAACAGUCUCAGACCAUCCGCAAAUCGCUUUUUGUCCUUUUUGAGCUUAUAUUAAGGUUCAGGAGUCAUGCAGAUCGUUUGUAUGAAGGAAUUUACGAGCUCCAGAUAAGAACUAAAGAACCGGGACGAGAGAGAAACAAAACGCAAGAGUCGAGUUCAUGGAUCAAUGAGGGCAGAAAGGCCAUAACACAGCGUGCUGGAGAGUUUCUUCAAAGCAUGAGUCAAGACAUGGACAGUAUAGCAAAGGAGUACACAACCUCACUAGACGCGUUCCUGUCUCUUUUGCCACUCCAACAAUCUGUAGAUCUCAAAUUCCUCUUCUUCCGGCUUGACUUCACUGAGUUCUACAGCCGGUUGCAUUCCAAAGGAAAAGAAAGUUGAAAGUUUAGUUGAAAAGCAGCAUAUUCCACAAUAGCAAGAGAAGAAGACAUGCUCUGCUCUGACUAACCGUUGACUGCAUGCAGCAUGGGCUUGCAGAGGUUAUUUUUUUUGCUUGAAUCUAGGUGCGUGGAAGAAUCUGUUUCUUAUUUAUGAGACUGCCCCAUAGAUUGUUGUUUCAAUGGCUUUUGGAAUUGGGGAAACAUAUUCUUUGUGUUGGUAAACUGGGGAAGGUUUGAGUUUGUGCCCAUCAGUUUGAAAAUCUGCAGCUUCUUUUAGUUUUAAUUGUUCUUUUUUCUCCAUGUGGUUUUCUGUAAGCUCUAUUUGAGAGCUGUCGCUGAUUUGUGUAUGAUUUGCUUCAUGACUUGGUUUAUUGAUAUAAUAAUGAACUAGAUGUUUGAUAA
This is a messenger RNA of Raphanus sativus (radish), 3102 nucleotides long. Its product is annotated as gamma-tubulin complex component 3. The record is from RefSeq and is a predicted model, not a curated record. Gene Ontology annotation, cellular component: spindle pole; equatorial microtubule organizing center; gamma-tubulin small complex. Gene Ontology annotation, molecular function: microtubule minus-end binding; gamma-tubulin binding. The transcript has 2 exons. Bases 149 to 2701 code for a protein of 850 amino acids. Lineage: Eukaryota; Viridiplantae; Streptophyta; Magnoliopsida; Brassicales; Brassicaceae. Gene Ontology annotation, biological process: microtubule nucleation; meiotic cell cycle; cytoplasmic microtubule organization.